Vicia villosa (hairy vetch) is the source of this 378-nucleotide messenger RNA. RefSeq lists its product as uncharacterized. The coding region runs from base 1 to 378 and encodes 125 amino acids. The record is from RefSeq and is a predicted model, not a curated record. NCBI's taxonomy places the organism in Eukaryota, Viridiplantae, Streptophyta, Magnoliopsida, Fabales, Fabaceae. The transcript has a single exon.
AUGGCCAGGUAUCUUCCAGAGCGAUGCAUGCAGGAUUUUGGAUAUGUUCAGACCAUAUCCAAAUCUCCAUCUCAAGUUGCUCCCGACAUCAUUGUUCGUUGGGAUCUCGAUGACAUCUUUGAGGAUUGGGAGCAAUAUAUCGUGUCACAGGACAAUCGAUUGACGCAGGUCUCCAACAGUUGGCAUUGUAUAGAGGGAUAUGUGACAUGGUUCUACACAUUGUCACACCCUAUCCUGACACCAGAUGCUCUUGGACGUCCAUAUAGGAUAACUUAUGAGGAGAUUUUAGAGAACCAGCAGGCCCAAGAUGACCAUGCUACUGAUGUCUUGCCGAUCUGUCAGCGGAUACAGGUGAUUGGGAAGGAGGCUUUGGACUAA